Molecule: messenger RNA, 2547 nt
Organism: Dunckerocampus dactyliophorus (ringed pipefish)
Lineage: Eukaryota; Metazoa; Chordata; Actinopteri; Syngnathiformes; Syngnathidae
Product: zinc finger protein OZF-like
Exons: 3
Coding region: 100-1878 (592 amino acids)
Biological process (GO): regulation of transcription by RNA polymerase II
Molecular function (GO): DNA-binding transcription factor activity; RNA polymerase II cis-regulatory region sequence-specific DNA binding
Source: RefSeq, a predicted model, not a curated record
GAAGAAGAAGAAGAAGAAGAAGAGGCACAAAACGAGACUAUCACACGCAGGGUCCUUUCGAAUGGUGAUCGAUGUACCAGCUAGAGGAAAACAACGAAAAUGUACCGACACAGGCCCAAAACUGGCCCUGCUGAGAUGGAUUUGGCUCCGACAUCAUGCAGUCCCAGCUAUGCAAAUGACUGCAGAUCAGCAGACUUCACAUCACCAGGCCUGGACAUCCAGCAGCUGACUGGUCGUCAAGGAGACCGUCGCCCUCAGCCACAGGGUGGGAGCUCCACUUGGGAGCAGGAGGAGACACAUCCUAUUAAAGAGGAGGAGGAGCCACAGCCCCCUCUUAUUAAAGAGGAAGAAAUGGAGCCCCACAUUAAAGAGGAAGAGGGGGAGAAGCCACACCCCCCUCUUAUUAAAGAGGAAGAAACUGAGCUGGAGCACCCCCACAUUAAAGAGGAAGAGGCGGAGAAGCCACAGCCCCCUCUUAUUAAAGAGGAAGAAAUGGAGCCGGAGCACCCCCACAUUAAAGAGGAAGAGGAGGAGCCACAGCCCCCCGAUGUUAAAGAGGAAGAGGGAGAACUCUCGAUCACUCAGGAGGGAGAGCAUCUUCCAGGGCCAGAGGAGGCUGAUCUCGCCAGGUUGCCACUGACUGGUGACCAUGAAGACAAACCACCUGAGCUCUCACAGCUUCAUCAUAGUCCAAGUGAGGAGAUGAGCGAGGCGGAGCCUUCAUGCAGCAGCUCACUGCAACACAUGACAACAGAAGCUGAUGGAGACCACUGUGGAGGAUCACAAGCAGACAACCUCUUAGCUCCACUGUCCGAUAGUGACGACACAACGUCACACUCUCCUGAAGGUGAAGACAGCGAAUACAACCGAGAAUCUCUGAGCAGCGAUACAGACAGUGAAGGUGAUAUGAUGACUGGCACCGGCAACAAACACUCUAAAAGCUCUAAAAAGACAACAGGUAAACGUUUGAACUGCUCAGUUUGUCAUAAAAGAUUUUCUUGUAAGAGUCAUUUGGCUCAACACAUGAGAACACACACAGGAGAAAAACCUUUCAGUUGCUCAGACUGCGGUAAACUCUUCACUCGAAAGACAAGCAUGCAAUUACACAUGAGAACACACACAGGAGAAAAACCUUUUAUUUGCUCAGACUGCGGUAAACGCUUCGCUCGAAAGACACACAUGCAAUUACACAUGAGAACACACACAGGAGGAAAACCUUUCAGUUGCUCACACUGCGGUAAACUCUUCACUCGAAAGACAAACAUGCAAGUACACAUGAGAACACACACAGGAGGAAAACCUUUUAGUUGCUCGGACUGCGGUAAAGGCUUCACUCAAAAGACAAACAUGCAAGUACACAUGAGAACACACACAGGAGAAAAACCUUUUAGUUGCUCAGGCUGCGGUAAACUCUUCACUCGAAAGACAAGCAUGCAAUCACACAUGAGAACACACACAGGAGAAAAAGCUUUUAGUUGCUCAGACUGCGGUAAAGGCUUCACUCAAAAGACACACAUGCAAGUACACAUGAGAACACACACAGGAGAAAAACCUUUUAGUUGCUCAGACUGCGGUAAACUGUUCACUCGAAAGACACACAUGCAAUUACACAUGAGAACACACACAGGAGAAAAAGCUUUUAGUUGCUCAGACUGCGGUAAAGGCUUCACUCAAAAGACACACAUGCAAGUACACAUGAGAACACACACAGGAGGAAAACCUUUCAGUUGCUCAGACUGCGGUAAAGGCUUCGCAUUUAAGGCACAGGUGAAAUCACACAUGAGGACGCACACAGAAGAAAAACGGUUUAGUUGUGCAAAUUGCGGUGACGCAUUUUCUUUGAAGUCCAAUUUGAAAAGACACAUGCAGAGUCACUGACGGUCUACUGUUUGACUCGCCUGACUUCCAUGCAGUCACUGUGUUGUAAUAUUCUUCGCAUGUGUCUCUGUUCAAUAAAUCCAUGUGGUUUUUAUGAAGGUGUAAAAGAAAGACAUGGUGACUGCAGUGGUUUCAUUUGUAGGUAAAGGUGUUUUAUUUGACUGGAUGCUGUCAUCACUCAAUGCUGAAACUGAUGAAGUCACUUCCUGUUCCAUGACUGGAAAGUAGUGAUUGGUUCCUUUUCGUGACUUGAUCUAUUCAUCAUUCACUCAUUGAAGUGAAGUGGGUGUGGAGUGCAGAGCGCAUGCGCAAUGUCAGUAGGCCUUUGAAGGAUUUGAGUGACAGCAAGAUAGUAUUUUUUGCUUUUGUUCCUUUUUUGCACUGUUGAUUUGAUUUUGUGUUCUCAUUUGCUAGAACCUGUUUUUACUCUUGUGAAGCACCUUGGCCACCAUUGGGGUGUUGUAAUGCUCUACAAAUAAACUUUGAUUUGAUCUUCCAACGGGGGCACUCAUUUGCACCGUGAGGCACGACGGAGGAGAGAAAAGAGACUAACUGCACAAUGAUUGCCACCCCGCGACAUCUGACCAAUCAGAGGGGUGCACGUGCAGGCAGGCUCUUGUGGAGGUACAGAAGGUGAGCUUUCAGCAUGCCGUCUGACAGACAUCACCA